This is a messenger RNA of Pollicipes pollicipes, 741 nucleotides long. Its product is annotated as rho GTPase-activating protein 27. The record is from RefSeq and is a predicted model, not a curated record. Lineage: Eukaryota; Metazoa; Arthropoda; Thecostraca; Pollicipedomorpha; Pollicipedidae. The coding region runs from base 211 to 741 and encodes 176 amino acids. Gene Ontology annotation, molecular function: protein binding. The transcript is spliced from 6 exons.
UUAAGCCUGCGGCUGUAGUUGUCUGGUGGUGGUGUGGUGCCGUUCGUGAAUUUUACAUUGUGGGCGCAAUUGCAGUACUACGUGACUAACCUGUGGUAUGCCAUCUAAGCCUCGCGUCCGCAAACGGUACUUCUAACGCUCGUCUAUGGGUGCGUAAGUUUUGUCCGAUAGCUUAAGCAGUUUAAGUAGCGAUGCAAUGCCAGGGUGCCCAUGGACAGAGACUUGGUAGUCACUGUCUUGUUCGACUUUGAGUACCAUGGCAGUGAUGGAGAACGUGUGUACAUGUGCAAGGAUGAGGAGUUCCUGGUCAUCCAACAGACCAACAGUGACUGGUGGCAGGUGAUCCGGAGCGGAGAGCGCAAGCCGUUCUACGCGCCGACCCAGUACCUGCGCCUGCAGCCGCAUGCCCGGCCGCAGCUGCCGCCCAAGGUCAAGCGGAACGCGCGCGACAGCAGACGGGCGCCGCUCUCCAUCCUAGACGCCGAGCGACAUAUCGGUGGCGACGAUGGCGCCGACGACGACGACAACGACGAGGGCGGCCGGCGCCGCUGCAACUCGCUGGAGGACGCGGCCGCCGGCUCCUCGAGCGUCGAGACGCUGGACGAUUCGCCGCCGGGGCAGCCGCGGACCGAGCCGCUGGCCGAGGGCGAGGCGUCGAUGGCGCGCCACCCAGCCGAGCGAGCCGAGACGCCGCCGCCGGAGGACGGCGACGGUGCCUGCUGCCGGUCCCGGCCCCGGUGA